Molecule: messenger RNA, 708 nt
Organism: Rubroshorea leprosula
Lineage: Eukaryota; Viridiplantae; Streptophyta; Magnoliopsida; Malvales; Dipterocarpaceae
Source: the annotation of a GenBank genome assembly
UUCUCUUUUACUUUAUGCUCUUCUAACUGGAAGUCUCUCUCUUCCUUUACCAACCAAAGCCUAGUCAUUACUCACUAUAACUCUCUUCUCCAUGGCACUGGUACUACGGCUAUUGUCUCUGCUUUUCCUGUUGUCAUCCACGGUCCUGGUUGCGCAAGCAGCAACCUGGUGCGUCGCCCGGAGCGAUGCAAGCAACGAAGCUCUGCAGACUGCACUUGACUACGCCUGUGGCUCCGGCGCCGACUGCACCCCAAUAGGGCCCAAUGGACUCUGUUAUCUGCCCAACACCAUCCAGGGUCAUGCCUCCUACGCCUACAACAGCUACUACCAGCGCAAGGGCAUGGCCCCUGGUUCCUGUGACUUCGCCGGCACCGCUAACAUAGCCAAAACUGAUCCCAGUUAUGGAUCCUGUGUGUAUCCAUCUUCGUUGAGCUUGAAUCCUUCCUUCUUCCCACUGGUCCUCUACGAAGAUCUUAACCAAUUAACUGUCCCAUAAAAAAACAAAAAAAGCUAAGUCAUUAUUCAUUUCUUUUAUGUUUAUGUUUUCCUCUUUAACUUUUAUCCCUUUUAUAAAUUUAUAUAGAGUUGCGUUUUUGUUCCUAUUGUGUUACGAGCCACACAGGUUGAAUUUCGUGUAAAUCUUUAGGGGAGAGCAUGUUUGCGUAUUUGGACGCAUUACACGCGUAGUAAUGAAUGGGUCAUCUUGGA